Molecule: messenger RNA, 1503 nt
Organism: Eruca vesicaria subsp. sativa (arugula)
Lineage: Eukaryota; Viridiplantae; Streptophyta; Magnoliopsida; Brassicales; Brassicaceae
Source: the annotation of a GenBank genome assembly
AUGAAUCAGAUUUUAUCUGUGGUUACCAUUUUUCUGGCUUUAGCAUCGUCUGGGAAAUGCAGCAAUGUUUACAGCAGGAAAGAUUUUCCAAAGGGCUUCGCUUUCGGUGCAGCCGCUUCUGCUUAUCAGUGGGAAGGAGCUGUUGAUGAAGACGGUAGAACGCCAAGCGUUUGGGACACUUUUGUUCACUCUCGUAACCAAGCUAAUGGAGAAAUAGCAUGUGAUGGUUAUCACAAGUACAAGGAAGAUGUGCAACUAAUGGUGCAAACUGGCUUAAAUGCCUACAGAUUCUCCAUCUCUUGGUCUAGGCUUAUACCGAAUGGAAGAGGUCAUGUUAACCCAAAGGGUCUACAGUUUUACAAGAACUUCAUCGAACUACUAGUAAGCCAUGGGAUUCAACCACAUGUUACACUCUACCACUACGAUCAUCCUCAGUAUCUCGACAAUGAAUAUGGAGGAUGGCUCAACCGAAGAAUCAUUGAAGACUUUACUGCUUACGCAGAUGUUUGCUUCAGAGAGUUUGGGAACCAUGUCAAAUUCUGGAACACGAUCAACGAGGCUAACAUAUACACUAUAGGAGGAUACAGUGAUGGGUUGACACCGCCUGGUCAUUGCUCCUCACGAAGUAUAUGCUCGUCAGGGAACUCUUCGACUGAACCAUAUAUCGUAGGCCAUAACUUGCUUCUUGCGCACGCCUCUGCUUCAAGACUAUAUAAGCAGAAGUACAAGGAUAUACAGGGAGGUUCAGUAGGGUUUAGCGUGUUUGCUUUAGGGUUUACUCCUACAAGCUCUGCGAAUGAUCUGAUCGCAGUUCAAAGAGCCAAAGCUUUCUUGUUUGGAUGGAUGCUUGGGCCUCUUACAUACGGAGACUAUCCCGAUGAAAUGAAAAGAACCCUUGGAUCAAGACUACCAGUUUUCACAGAGGAAGAAUCAGCAUUAGUUAAAGACUCUUCUGACUUCAUAGGAGUCAUUCACUAUCUUGCAGCUUCUGUGACUUCUGUCACACACGUCAAAUCCCAAAGUGACCCAGGUUUCUUCACAGACAUGGGCGUAUCUUUGAAAAGUAUGAAACUUUGUUUAUUUUCUUUGGACCAGUAUGCUAUUGUUCCAUGGGCUAUGGAAGCUGUCCUGGAGUAUAUAAAGGAGAGCUAUGGCAAUCCUCCUAUCUACAUUCUCGAGAAUGGUACACCAAUGAAGCAAAUAUUGAAGGACACACCAAGGAUUGAAUUCUUACAAGCUUACAUUGGUGCUGUGCUCAACUCCAUUAGGAAGGGAUCAAACGCGAGAGGCUACUUUGUAUGGUCUUUUAUGGAUCUAUAUGAGUUACUAAGCGGAUACGACUAUAGUUUUGGAUUGUACUAUGUGAAUUUCAGCGAUCCUCACCGCAAGAGAAUUCCAAAGCUCUCUGCUCAUUGGUACUCUGCUUUUCUCAAGGACAACACCACCUUUCUUGGUUCACAAGGCAUCGCUCAAUUGCAAAGCAACUUUUCUUCUCCCUACUAG